UUCUCAUUAACGUCAUGGCGAGGCCACUAUGUACCGGAAAGCAAACGGCAGAUACGCUCAAUCAUUUCGCCUUUGUUUAUGCUAGACUCUGUUGAGACGUUCGAUUCACGCCGGGCACUCGUAGACUAAGAUAAUUACACUUGGGCUGGAGGUCCGAAACUAGGCAGGUAACUCUGAAACAAUGGGGUUUUGACCAUGUUCCAAGACCUGGGUUUCGUUUUCGACCACAAUUCCAUCUAUGUUUAAAAUACGCUCUGUAGUCACUUCAACUUCCUCACUUCCCUUCUGAGGACUUUCGCUCUUCGUGAAUACUUCUCAUUUCUUCACACUCGUCCAAUAUGGAACUCGCCGCUUCGUUCGCGCCCACCAACUCGUACCUUCUUGAAACCGACGAAUUGCCUCGCUAUCGUUGGCUUGUCACUCUCGAAUCCCAGGUCAACCCUACCCUGCAAGCUCCGACCAGCAGUACUCUCAUCUCUAUUGGAUACAACUUCCCCGUAACGCUCUUCACUCUUGUCCUUUCGGACCUGCGUUCUGAGUGCUCCGGUCGCCGCGUUCACUUAUGGGAGGAGCGCAGAUGUGUCAUUACUUACAAUCUUACCCCUCGUCGUGGCAUAGUUGACGUUCUUGGACUCAAGACCAUGGAUGAUGCUGAGGCCAGGGUGUAUAUGGAUCUUAUCAUGGGCUUCGUUAACGAGGCUGGAUGGGUCUACUGUCCCAAUACAAUGGAUGCUGUCACAAGGUUCAACAUUGAUAUCUCUCAGAACCUGCCCCUUUUGGAAGACAAUACCCAAUUGUCUCCAGCUUCUACCUAUGAUGACCUCAGUGUCUUCACCCUUGAGCCCACUUCCCCUACUUGCGAGCCACCACACAACUCCAUACUGUCUCAUUCGACCGCUCGUCGGACAUUCGUAGAUCUCAGAAUCAUCACUUCGCCCUCAUCUUGCCCCAGUUCCCCCUCCUCACCUUGUACUGCCUCUUCACUUAGCUCUCAGUUGACAGGCUGGACGACCCCUGAGUUGGAAGGUCCAAAGUCGGAUGAUAUGCUGCGGUCCUUCGAUUAUACUCCACCAGGAACGCCUAUCGCCUGUCCCGUCCCUUUCACGAUGCCUGUUCCAGACUUUAAUCUCGACCUCAGUCACGUCUAUGUCUCAACGGAGGAUCUCAGUCUCCACUACUCCAUGUCUUCCUCUCCAUUUGCGGUUUCGCCUGACCUUGUUGAAACUGAAACUGAGAUGCAUAAGGAACUUCCCCAAAGGGUUCCUACGCCUAUCCCGGUUAUCCCCCGGGUCCAUCGCAAUAUCCACAACAUCAUGAGAAUGAUGGAGCCUAUUCCUGAGCACGAACUCGAAUAUCCCCCCACCCAACAUGUGCCUCCGAGAGCGGCGUUGUUUGAAGAACAAACUCGAGUACUUCCUGCACCUUUUCAGGCUUUGAAAAGAGGAGCAAUGUAUAUUACGAGGAUGGCAUUUAGGCUUCACUCUCAAUUUGAUUUCGCCUCGUAGAAAGGUGGCCUGAUCGAUUCGUUCCUACUGUUUGCUUCUUCCUGAUCAGUUUUGCGCAUUUCUAUGGAUGGUUUCGGAUAUGGAACCCUUCAUUUGCCAUCGUCGAUCUAGCCUGCGAUGCAUUCUGGGCUGCAACUUGAACACGUAAAUACCUUUGGUUUGGGUUCCUAUCUUAAUAUUCGAUUUUUUCCGU
This is a messenger RNA of Cantharellus anzutake, 1698 nucleotides long. RefSeq lists its product as uncharacterized. The record is from RefSeq and is a predicted model, not a curated record. The coding region runs from base 339 to 1505 and encodes 388 amino acids. Lineage: Eukaryota; Fungi; Basidiomycota; Agaricomycetes; Cantharellales; Hydnaceae. The transcript has 2 exons.